This is a messenger RNA of Lodderomyces theae, 1500 nucleotides long. RefSeq names its product Taf60p (gene TAF60). The record is from RefSeq and is a predicted model, not a curated record. Gene Ontology annotation, biological process: transcription initiation at RNA polymerase II promoter; RNA polymerase II preinitiation complex assembly. Gene Ontology annotation, molecular function: transcription coactivator activity; RNA polymerase II general transcription initiation factor activity; protein heterodimerization activity. Gene Ontology annotation, cellular component: SLIK (SAGA-like) complex; SAGA complex; transcription factor TFIID complex. The transcript has a single exon. Lineage: Eukaryota; Fungi; Ascomycota; Pichiomycetes; Serinales; Debaryomycetaceae. The coding region runs from base 1 to 1500 and encodes 499 amino acids.
AUGGACACGAGGGUGCCUUUAUCACACUCCCUAUGGUCACCAUACGAUACUGUCAAAGAUGCAGCCGACUCAUUAGGGAUCAAUCUCCCUGACGAAACUGCCAAAAACCUCGCCAUGGAUGUCGAAUACCGUAUUCACGAAAUACUUGAAUUGGCAAUCAAGUUCAUGCGUCACUCAAAACGAAAAAUGCUUAUGACCAGUGACAUAGACUAUGCGUUGAAAAUCCUCAAUGUCGAACCUUUGUACGGAUACGAUAACUCGCAACCGUUGAAUUUCAAAGAAACAAUGGUUGGAGCCGGUGGUCAAACGUUGUAUUAUCUCGAUGAUCAAGAAUUGGAGUUUGAAAAAUUGAUCAAUCAAGAGUUACCCAAAGUGCCUCGAAGGUGCAAUUUCACUGCUCACUGGUUAGCUAUCGAGGGAGUCCAGCCCAUGGUUCCGCAGAAUCCUUUACCUUCAGAUAUAAAGAACUUGCCUCCAGCAAUUCGAGGUGCAACUUCGUCAUAUUUGGGUAACGACAUCUUGACCUUGGGAGGUAGUUCUUCUACUGAUGGUCAGGAUGGUGCUGAUGAUGGACCAAAGAGUAAGAAUCCAACUGACAAGAAUUUUGACACCAAACCACUAGUCAAGCACGUUCUUUCCAAAGAGUUGAAAUUAUACUUUGACAAAGUCGUUGAAGUUUUAAUAUCUACUGACCCUGAAAAGGAGAGCUUGAAAAAUGCCGCAUUGACUUCCUUAAAAUCCGACCCCGGGUUGCACCAACUAGUACCCUAUUUCAUUCAAUUCGUGGCUGAACAAAUCACCAACGAAUUGAGGAACAUUGAAAUAUUAUCAACCAUGUUAGAAGUCAUAUCCGCUUUAGCUGACAACAAGACGAUUUUCCUCGACCCCUACGUCCACGCAUUGAUGCCAUGCAUCUUGACUCUAUUAUUGGCAAAACGUAUCGGUCCCAUUGUCAAAGAAUCCUCUGACAAUUAUCAAGAAGCAUUGAGAAAUCAGCUCGCCGUGCGUGAAUUUGCCGCUAUUUUGCUCGAACAUAUCAUCAAAACGCACGGAUCAUCCUAUUCCACAUUACGUCCAAGAGUAACGCGAACGUUAUUGCGUGCACUACUCGACUCAACAAAACCCGUGGGAACACAAUACGGUGCCUUGUUGGGAUUGAAGAAUCUCGGUAAUGAGGUGUUGAAGUUGGUUCUUGUGGGGAAUUUGAAAAUCUGGUACAAGUCAGUAAUCGAAACAAACCAGUCCCAAUUUGAACGGGAAAUUUUGAUAAAUACCGUGCUUGAGAUACUACGGAAACUCAGUGUGAAACUUGAUCAUGUCAGAAGUGAUGGUGAUGCCAUGGAUGUGGAUGUGGAUGUGGAUGGGUCUAUUGGGUUGUCGGAAGAAAUAAAGGAAAAAUUGAAACAACGAAUUGGGGAGCCAUUGGCAGACUUGGUGCUAGAACAAUCGGAUGCAAAGCAUAUAGUAAGAGGGGUGUUUUUUGGUGAAGUAGCAGUGUAG